UCCCGGAGAAAAAAAACCAAAAAUGGAGGAGACGAAGCCAUUGGGAGGGAAUCAUCCCCAGCAGCAGCAGCAACAACAACAACUCCUUUAUCAACACCAAUUACAACAGCAACAGAGACAACAACAACAGAUGCUUAUGUUGCAGCAGCUGCAGAAACAACAGCAACAAGCGGCGAUGUCUAGGUUCCCGUCAAACAUCGACGUGCAUCUCCGACCCCCUGGGUCAAUCCAGAACCGACCAAUUGUUCAUCCUCAGCAGAACCCUAACCCUAACCCUAAUUUGGGACAGCACACACCGAGUUUUCAGCAGCAGCAGCCACAGCAGCAGAUCGUAUCGAGCCAGCAGAUGCUGCAGCAGCAACAACAACAACAACAGCAGAAAUUGAUGCGUCCUUUGAAUCACAUCGAGCUACAAUUCGCUUAUCAGGACGCUUGGCGUGUCUGCCAUCCAGAUUUCAAGCGACCUUUCUCUUCUCUCGAAGAUGCUUGCGAGAGGUUACUUCCUUAUCAUGUAGUAGCAGAUUACGAAGCAGAAGAGGAUGAUAGAAUCCUUGAUUCAGACCCAACAGGCCAAGCCCUAUCCCGCUCUCAACAAUGGGAUAACAACAUUGCUGCCAAAGUUGCUGAAUUUACAGCAACGUUUGAGAAACAAGCCUUAGCUUUCAACAUUAUAACUCGAAAGCGAGCAAUGGGAGAGUUCAGAUCCGAGGAAAGGUUGAUGGUAGAACAAGCUUUGCUACAAGAAGAGAGGAAGGCGUUGUUUGAACUGAAAGCAGAAAUGGAUAGGGAGAAAGCUGGCCGGGAAGCUCAGGAGGCUAAGCUUAGAAUGGCGGCUUUGGCUCAGGCUGGACAGUCACAAUCCCAUGCCGAGAUAAUGGCUCGUAACCCAUUGAGGGCUAAUGCGGUUGGGAAUCAGGGAAGCAAUAUUCAGCUAAGCCACGAGAUGGGAGAACAAGGACGUAACAUGAACCCUGAUGAGAUGAUGAAUGGAUGGGGAAACAACAGUCAGAGAGAUGAGAAGGAACCUUCAGAAGAUUUCUUGAAUGAUGAGGAGAAUGAGAAUGGAGAGACGGGUGAACAAGAAAACUGGCGUGGAGCAGGAGAAUUCGAUUUGAAUAGCCGGUAAACUACCAAUUUGGGGGACGAUCUGGAAUCUCUUUGAGUUUGAAAAUGGAAAGGAAGUUAUAGUUGCUCUUGAUAUUACUGAAAUAACUAGAUUCAAGCUGCCAUACAUGCCGGGUUCUGAAUUAAGGUCAAGUAUAGGUGUAUGAAUCAGAUCAGAUGGUCACGCUUAAAGCUGAUGCUGGCUCUGUUUCUAGCUGAACCACUAAAUGUGAAUCCAAGUAAGCAUUGCUCAGAAACUUAUCGGUUUUAAUGUUUCUGUACCUUAAGUUAGAUGUGUGUUUAAUUUUUAUCGAUUAGUGUCUUGUGAGGAAUAGAGUUCUUCAUUAUACAUGGAGAUGGAGUGGCUUGUUAUAUAAUAAGCGACUCUUGUAAAAGUUGUAUGAGAUUCAGAUUAUAAAGCUUAUAGUAGCUAAGAUUUCUUCUUUUUGUGUGUGUGUGCAACGUAGCUAAGAUUAUGUAUGUAUAAGUUACUAAUGUAGAUUUGUUUUGGUUAUGUAUGCACUAGUUUCGCGUUGGACAUGUAUGGAUUGAUUGUGUUUUUUUUUUA
This is a messenger RNA of Eutrema salsugineum, 1672 nucleotides long. RefSeq lists its product as uncharacterized. Gene Ontology annotation, cellular component: SWI/SNF complex. Lineage: Eukaryota; Viridiplantae; Streptophyta; Magnoliopsida; Brassicales; Brassicaceae. The transcript is spliced from 2 exons. Gene Ontology annotation, biological process: positive regulation of DNA-templated transcription. The record is from RefSeq and is a predicted model, not a curated record. The coding region runs from base 23 to 1126 and encodes 367 amino acids.